GAGGAGGUCAUUUGGAACGCGGCGCGUAUUUUCGUCCUGCUAUGGAGUUUGCCACGUUGCCGCAGAUGCAGAACGACGCCGCCGGGCGUGUUGGGAUUUUUUCUUCUUCUUGACAGCAGCUUCCAAAGUGACCCGAUGUAGAAGGUUUUCCGCGAGUGACGGAAGACUUAAUAGAGCUCAGUGUUUGUUUUGUGAAAGGAGUAAAAAUGCUCACGGAUGUGAUCGUGGAGGAGGAUUUUAAUGAGCAGGAGCUGUGGUUCAGCAGGAAGGAGCUGGAACAUGAUCUCCAUCUGGCCGCAGAGUUGGGAAAGUCUCUGCUGGAGAGGAACCAUGAUCUUGAGCAGGGUCUUCAGCAGAUGUACUCCACCAAUCAGGAGCAGCUGCAGGAGAUUGAGUACCUGAACAAGCAGGUGGAGUUACUGAGGCAGAUGAACGAUCAGCACACUAAAAUGUACGAGCAGCUAGAUGUUGCAGCGCGAGACCUGGAGACCACGAACCACCGGCUGGUGCUGGACAACCGCACGGCUCAGGGAAAGAUCCAGAGCCUGACUGAGACCAUUGACAGUCUGCAGUCUCACAUGGAGACGUUACAGAAGCAGGUGGAGGAGCUGAAGGCGUCACAGUCGGAGCGCUCGAGGAGAGAACGUGCUGAAACUCGUCGUCGUGGCCUCGCCGCUCAGAGUGUCUCCUGCCUCUACGACCUGCACCGUGAUAUGCAUCUGAGCUCAGAGAGCCUCAGUGAUGAUCGCUCGUGGUGGGCGCUGGAUGGUGGUCUGGUGGAGGAGGAGAAAUCGGCCCUUCAGAGUGCACUGCGUAGUCUACACACCCAGCUGGGCAGCGAGCGCGAACGCCGGGAAGCGGCGGAGAAGGUUACAGAGCUGGCAGAGCGAGAGAACCGAGCGCUGGAGGAACAGCUGGCACAGCUGGAGGGGACGCGGCGUCACCAGGCCGAGCUAGAGGCGGAGGUGGAGGAGCUUCGGCAGUUGUGGCGCUCUGAAACAUCGCGCGUUAGACCUACAGACUCGCUCAUAGCCGAUGCCGUGUUCUUCCUCACCGAGGAGAAAGGGGCGGAGUCAGGGGCAGAGGUGAUAGAGGUAGAGGAAGAGGACGGGUCCGAACAGGAGCUGAGACGCGUGCACGAUCUGACUUGUAUACGGCGAUCUGAGGCGGUGAGGCAGCGUGGCAUCUCUCUGCUGAACGAGGUGGACGCGCAGUACAGUGUCCUGAAGACCAAAUACGAGGAGCUGCUGUUGCGCUGCCACGGCGGAGACCCCAGUCACAAAGCCGUCCAGACUCCCACCGCCUCCCUCAAAACUCGACCCGCCUCCCUAACGGACGACACCUACCAGCCCGAGUACAGGGCUCUCUUCAAGGAGAUCUUCACUUGUAUUCAGAAGACCAAAGAGGACCUGAGUGAAAACCGUACCAAGCCCAGGCACAAGCACACACUCUGAGCUCUGUGUCUGUGUGGGGAUUUAAACAGCAGUAUUAUUAUCAGCCUCCGUCCAUUUUAAAAACGUCGCACGUUUGUUUUCAUUCAUGUGGAAGGUGCAGCCUGGGACACAGUGGGAUAUCAGGCGUGUGCUCAGGAGCCCAACGAGCAUUAACACUGGUGUCAGACAUACAGCCAUGAGAGACACUCGGCUCGGCCGACACGGCGCUUCAGUACCGCUUUUACUUUCUGCAUUGAUUUGAUGUUACAUUUCAGAAAUGAAUGUUCAUUUUGUUUUAUUUCACGUGUCAGUCACGUGUCAGUCACGUGUCAGUCACUAAACUUUAAAUCACAGUGAAAUGUUUCUACACCUGAUGUGAACACUUGGGGCUUAGACUGGCAUGAGUUGUGUCUGCUGCCCCCUAGUGGCCCUGCAGUGUGUCUGUUCCGUGUGAUAUGUCCAGGAUUAAACACACACACCUCACACUAACUAAUAAAUACACACAUAUACACAACUCACACUAACACACACUAUCCAGUUUUAAACACAUGCACACCUCACACUAACACACACACGCUGUCCAGGUUUAAACACACACACUGUGCAGGUUCUAACACACACACCGUACAGGUUUAAACACACACACACACACCUCACACUAACUAAUAAAUACACAGAUACACACACAACUCACACUAACACACACACUGUCCAGGUUUAAACACACACACACCGUCCAGGUUUAAACACACACACACCGUCCAGGUUUAAACACACACACACACCAUCCAGGUUUAAACACACACACACACUGUGCAGGUUCUAACACACACACCGUCCAGGUUUAAACACACACACCUACCGUCCAGGUUUAAACACACACUGCAGGUUCUAACACACACACCGUACAGGUUUAAACACACAAACACACACACCCCUCACACUAACUAAUAAAUACACAGAUACACACUGUACAGACAUCUAACAGUACUAACAUCUCACUGUACAGACAUCUAACAGUACUGACAUCUAACAGUACUGACACGUCGGAGUGAAACGUUUCUGGAACCUUCUGCCGCUCUGCACUUUAUUCUAUUUUAUGCAUUUCAGGUUUUUUUUAAUUGUAUUUAUUGUUUAUUUCCAGUGGAUGUCGAUCUAAUAAGAGCUUUAUUUUAUUUUUUUAUUUAUUUUGGUCGUUUUGUUUAGUCACUGUGUAUUUAUUUAUUUCUUUUUUUUGCAUUGCAAACACUGAGUCGAUGUGUUUCUUCAUAGAUUUAUAAAAACUCGACGAUCCUUAACCUCGUACCGAAUCCCCACUUAAAGGGGAUUAAAGAGUCGGGACAGGAAACUUGCUCUAAUUUGCUCUAAAUGUUGUCGAUGUUUGUUUGUUCUCGUCUGGGUUUUGCACUGGAGCCGUGACGAUGAGCUGAGAGCUGGUGCUAACUCGUCGGUCCUUGUUUUAUUUCUUUGUUUUCUUCCCCCUCGAGAACGAUGUUGUGUCUCCCGCUGACAUCACCGGGGGACGUCACGGUUAUCGUUAUCGAAAUUUUGUUUCCUCUCACUGACUGUUGACGUAUUAACAGUGGACGGGGACGGGGAUGGGAAACCCCCCCCCCGGGGACGGGGAAAAAAAACGCUAAAGUGCUCAUUUUGACAAAAGAAACUUGAGUGCACAUCAUACAAAGAAUGCAAAAAGAAUUGCAAAAAAAAAAAAAAAAAAAAGGUUGUUGAAAAAUUGUUCCUUUAACAUUUCCAGGCUUCCUGAUGUGGGAUGGAGCGUUUAUUAUUGUCACGUUUCAGAAGUGAGACAACGUGAACGUGAUGGACAGAUGAUGCAAUGGUGAAGAUGAUGGAGAUGAUGAUUAUUAUGUGAGGGUGAUUAUGAUUGUGAGGGUGAUGGAGAUGGUGAUGAUUGUGAGGGUGAUGGAGAUGAUGAUGAUGCUGUGAUGGAGAUGAUGAUGAUGAUGCUGUGAUGGAGAUGAUGAUGAUUGGGAGGGUAAUGGAGAUGAUGAUGAUGUGAUUUAGAUGAUGAUGAUGUGAUGGAGAUGAUGUGAUGGAGAUGAUAUGAUGGACAGUGAAAGUUUGUGUAAGGAAAUGUUAGAGAUGUUUAAACACGCGGUUGUGACGUGACGCAGGAUGUUUUUGCACGUACAAGAAGAAGAAGAAAUACGAAGGAAGGUGUUUCGACUUUGAGGGUUUUUUUUAUUGUUUGUUGGGGAAACUUUGUAAAAUAUCUCGGGUUCACGUAUUUACUCCAUUUGGACAACUUUAUUUGAUUUCUUGAAAUCUGGGUCAUUUGAAUGUUCUUGAGAUGACGAGCUCAGCUUCUGUCCAUUGAUGUUGAAGCCUUUAAUUCUUUAUCUGAGGUCUUCAGUUACUGUUUACCAGAAAAUCUAAAACAAGACUUACCUUGUUCUGCAUAACCAGCCGAAUUCCUGCAGUUCAGUAGAUGACAGAAUUUUUUUCCAUUUUUUUAUUUAUUUUUCCCGCAGGUCAGAGGUCACUUGUAUAAAGUUGAGCAAAAAAAAAGCAGGAUCACUUUAUCACCGUAGCAACAGGUCAAAAGUCAUAAAAAUCUGUGCUUAAACCAUAAGUUUUGGCACCUGUGCUUUGCGUCAGACAUUAAGCUCAUGUCGAAUUUUCUGAUUGUCUAUUUACAGAUUGGAAAAAAUCCCAGAAUCUUAGAAACCAAGUAAAAGUAAAAAAAAAAAAAAAAAAGUGGAAAAAUGGAGUAAAUAAAAAUACUUGACUAGAAAUGUUCUAUUAGUGCUUCCUUAGGUCACAACUAUAGCAUGAGUUUUAUUUAACGUGAUAAAUGUUAAUAAUUUCCUAACAAACUUAAAUAUCCUGAAUACUAGAGAUCUGUUUAUAGCAAUAAGUCGUAGAUAAAAGUCAACUUGUAGCGUUUAGACGUUUACCGAUCGGUCGGAUCGCGUGACGUGUUCGACGAAUCCAGCCGUGGGAACGCCGAUCGGUCAAACGGCUCAUUUGCAUAUUCCUAUUAGCGAGGCGGAUAUCGUAAUAUAUUUAUUUCAGAAUUUACUUAAUAGAUGAACGUAAUGUGUAGAGAUCAGAGUCUUCAAUCCAGUUGGACAACUUUAAAGGCUAAGAAGUUAAAAUAGUUACGUUUUUUAUGCUAAUGCUUGAAUGAAGCUUGACCUAAGUGUGAACCAGCGUAUACACACACUGUCACACAAAGUCCAUUCCUGAUCGUUUCCCUCCCUGAUUGUAUUUUUCUUUCCUGACUCAGUCGUCUGUACUGUACUGAGAAUGUUUGACCUGGUCAUUAACUGCUUAUAAACCCUAAUAUGCAUAACCUGUAAUAUGGUGCUGAACUUUGUAGAUGAAUGCCAUUAAAAAUGCCUUUAAAAAAAUAAGAAGAGUUUCUGAGAGGCACGAACAGCAGCUAACGCUCGAUUCGGUUCAAAAUGGCCGAUUAAAGAAAGAUUUGCAAUUCAA
Tachysurus vachellii is the source of this 4892-nucleotide messenger RNA. RefSeq names its product cerebellar degeneration-related protein 2a (gene cdr2a). Bases 207 to 1454 code for a protein of 415 amino acids. Lineage: Eukaryota; Metazoa; Chordata; Actinopteri; Siluriformes; Bagridae. The transcript is spliced from 5 exons. The record is from RefSeq and is a predicted model, not a curated record.